AUAAAAUAUCAGCGAGGCCAAGUAUUUAUUCAAGGGUCCUGGGUUCUGUAAAUGUUCAGUAGCCUUGCCUCUUCUCACUGAAGAUUUUCGAUCCACCUCAUAAUUUUUGAUUCUUGCGCUUUUCAUGAUUUCCUCGACCAAAGUGAACUUGUCAAAACCAUAGUUUCAGUACAGCUCUGUAGUGUAAGCUUGACACGCCAAAAGUAUUGUUCUACGUAAAUGCACUUGACGACGCAAGUUUUUGUUCCAUUAUUAUCUUCGCGACCACUUCAAAAAGACAAUUUUUCAUCUACAAACGACUGUAACUCUAAAUCGAUAUUAUCCACCCCGACGGCACGACGCGACGAUCGCUUAUCUGUUAUUCCUACACACUUCACGCCUUAUAAAUCUCUUUCUUGUAAGUACCUACAACUUUAAUAUCUCGUCCAUGGUAAGUAGCGGUCGCGGGGUUUUUUAUUUUUCCACUUGAUUUACUUCUAUUUUUACCAAAUUAUCUAUCACGACGAUGUCGAACGAAGCGAGCAAAGUUUUCGUGGGUGGCCUGCCGUUGCAGGCAACCAAAGAGGAGCUGCAGUCCUAUGCGGCAGAGUUCGGCGAAGUCAAGGACGCGGUAUUAUGAUUUUUAUUUACCAUGCGAGCAGGUUGAAGAUCGAUGAUCAAAAUUUAGAACUACUCAUUCGCCAGCACCUCGACCUCCUACUUCGAAAACGAAAAAAUAAACUCACCCCCGCCUAGACCUACUCAAUGAAAAUACAAAUCAGGUGAUCAUGCUCGAUAGGCUAACGAAGAACUCACGUGGCUUUGGUUUUGUCACCUUUGUGGAGGUGGAAGCGGCGCAGAGGUGCCUCGGCAAGACCGAGCCGCACAUGCUGGCUGGCAAGCAAAUCGAAAUCAAGCCAACAGAAUCUGACAAAGACGAGAACCCAGAAUGGAAAUUGUUCAUCGGAGGGCUGGAAGAAUCAGUAUAGUGCAGUGCUUAUCAUUUGUGCCUUCAAAAAAUAAAAUGCAUGAUUGCAAAUACUACAAAUAUCGUCUCGGCGUCUAGGUCCGGGACAAAGUCGGAACUUGUAAUGCUUGGCUUGCAUUCCUGCCAGUAGAAGCAGUACUUUGUGUAUGUAAAAGUCGCGACCCACAACUCCAAAUUUCGCAGGUGAAGGACGAGGACUUGAGGUCAAAAUUUUCCGAAUUUGGCGAAGUGAAUUCUGCUGUGGUGAUGAUGCGCGACGGAGUCAGCAGAAAGUUUGGAUUCGUCAGCUACAAAACCGAGCCCGAAUUUGCGGCGGCCAUCAUAUGUCCGCACGUGGAGAUAAAUGGCAAGAAGAUCGACGUGAAGGUGGCACAAAUGCCCCGGGGACAGCACUUCCCCACGGAAGGCAAGCUCUACAUUGGCGACCUCGGCGAAAGCAUGACCAACGACAUGCUCAAGGAAUACUUCUCCAGUCUCGGCGAAGUGCUCAGCGCAACGGUGAUGAUGGACCACGGCACCCAGAAAAGCAGUAUAGAAAUUUUUACUUCAUCUCUUAUUUGGACGCCGGGCACGACGGCGAGUUGGUGUGUUUUAGAAUUUGAGAAGUAUUUGUUCUAUUAGGUCCUGGUGGAAGAAAUUGAGUAAAGUUGUACUAUGAUCGUCCCGCCGUGAUGAAGAAAUAAGGGAUAUCCUAUAGAAACGAACCAAGUUGUUCUUCUCAGUGUCACAAGAAAAUGUGGGAAUGGGCCACAAAAUUAAUAAAUGCAAUGUGGUACUGACAGAAAUUUCAAUAUAUCUGUUGAAAGACGAAGAUCAAAACCUAAAACAGAGGGGUUUGGUUUCGUGCAGUUUUCAGAGCCGAAGCAAGCCUACGAUGUGAUGCGCAAGCCACACAUGAUUAACGGCACACAAGUGGUAGUCAAGUCAUCAGCCAACAACGCACCGGUGGGGAAGCAAGGGAAAGGGUACAGAAUUGUUUUCGAAUUUUCAUACCACGUACGGUAAUCCUGAUAAGGAUAGCCAUACCGUUCAGAAGUGAGAAUGAUCCGAAUGAUGACUCCGCAAGGAGAUAACAGGACGACGCGUGUUUUUAUCGCACACUCUUCUUCUGCGUCCGCCGAAUUUUUAUAAAAAACCCAUCAUCUACCGAAAAAAAAUCCCCAAAACACAGGAAAGACGGCAAGGACGGUAAGGGUGGGUACGGCAAGGGAGGGUACGGUGGUUACUACCCACCAGGCCAGGGCAAGGGCGGGCACCAGGACUGCACGAACAAGAUCUUCGUGGGCGGGUUGCCACCCUCGGCCAACAACGAGACCAUGAACCAAUUUUUUUCGCAGUAUGGACCAGUAAAGGACUGCAUCGCGAUGUACGACAGAGAGACAAGUAUAGUUUUAUAGUCUAUAGAAUGAUACGAACUUGACUCAAAGGCUGUAGAGGAAAGUUCUGAGACCCUUAAACAGCAUUAGAGAUUGCGGCUCAACCUGGAGCAAACCUGGGGCAAACCCCUAGGGCUUUUCAAACUGGUUCUUUUCAUAUUGGCUAAUACGCACGGCAGAGACUCAAAAGAUAAAGGUCGAGCCGUAGGAAACGACCAAAAACCACGACAAACGAGACGUCUGUGCACACACUGAAUCACCACGCUACUACGGCAAAAGCUGAAGCUUUUCUGGAGCGCGAGCUCUAGAACUUUUCCAGUGUGUCUCCGCUUUUUUUCUUAAAGUGCAUGCUACUGCGAAAAUAUUUCCGACAAAUUCUACGGCUUAAGCUGUAGCCAAGCCGUGGAUGCUUGGUGGCGGUGCAGCACGGUGGCCAGCACUUUCAUCCCCUGCUUGGCCACCAGAUGCUUGGCCGCCAUGUUGGCCGUGCCUGCGAAAGCUCCUGGUGGCACCUCUUUCCCCUGCGUGCUGGCGCCUGCCUCUUAGCCCUGGCAGCUUUUCUUACCUACCCUGUGCGCUAGGUCUUGCCCCUCGCGGUACAUCUUGUCCCCCGCAAUACAUCUUGCCCCUCACAGUACAUCCCGCCCCUCGCAAUAGAUCCUGCCCCUCGCAGUACAUCUUGCCCUUCGCAGUACAUCUUGCCCCUCACAGUACACCUUGCCCCUUGCAGUACAUCUUGCCCCUCGCCGUGCAUCUUGCCCCUCGCAGCACAUCUUGCCCCUGCGCAUACGUCUUGCCCCUGGUAGGACUUCUUGCUCCUUGUAGUACUAGCGCCUCUUGUCCAUCGCAAUACAAUCUCGCCUCGGCAGGCGCAUGCACAUCCUGCGCCGGAUAGAACUUGCUUCUUGCCCCUGCUGGUAGGGCCUCUUGCUCCUGCUCCUGAUAGCACAUAUAGGGUCCGCCUUCCAAUACCCCCAGCGCCCUGCCGGCAAAGACCUAGCCGCCCCGCCCCGCCCUCGGGGAGCGAGCUAGCGAACAACCUCCACCGCCCCCAGGUUUCCCGCCGUGUGACUGCCACCCCGGCAGGCCCCGGGCCGCCCCUUGUUGCCCUCGCGGCGCAUGCGUGCCCGCAGGUGCGCCCCCCGCUCCUCCAACGCCCGCGCGGGAACGUCCACGGGCCCUUUUUUUCCCCGCGCCAGCCAUUUUUCUUCUUCGGUGUGCCAAGGCGGUGAAGGAAGGGUCCGCGCGCCAACUAUAAACAGACACGCAGGCGCAAGCACAAGUAGGCAGCUGCCAAAGUCGCGGCCGUAAAUUAAUAUCCACUCGGGGCAUGUUGCCGCUAUCUUGCGGCGACUAUGCCGAGGCCCGCUGCUGUCCGCGCAGUAUGGACCAGUAAAGGACUGCAUCGCGAUGUACGACAGAGAGACAAGUAUAUUGCUAACUUAUCGUCGCGAAGAAAAAAGUUUUUUUCACCGUAAAAUCAAACUUGUGAUGCAUAAAAUGGAAGAACACACGACACAUUAGUGUUUGUCUUGCUAGUUGUACACAUACAAAAAAAAUUCAUCCCUAAAAUGAACUAUCACAGCAAAACCACGAGGCUUCGGGUAUGUAACGUUCGCAAGCGAGCAGGCUAUGUAUGCGUGCCUGCAGGACAAGGAGCGGCACUACAUUGACGGCAAAUACAUCGACUGCAAGAGAGCGACGAAUCAGCACGACCGGUCCGGUGGUGGCUAUGGCGCGGCGCAGUACGGCCAGGCAGCAAUGGGCGCGUAUGGAGCAGGUAUUGGAAGUGACAACUUUUAUUUGCCUUACAUCUUCUCCAGCGGAUGGGUAAUUCGAAUUUUUGGGAAGCGGCAAAAACAUUGUGUACUUUACCCAUGAUGAUGAUGAUGAUAGAACAAGCGAGCGAAAAGAGCUGCAAAAAAUUAUAAAGACAAUCCUUCUGGAAUUUGAAUUUCAACGACUGUUGAAACAAUAAACCACAAAUAACAACAUCAGCUUAUGGCUACGGUGCGACCCCCGCCGCGUAUGGGUACGCAGCACCCGCUUACCCGGCCUACGAUAUGACCGCCAUGGACCCAAACUAUGCAGCAGGUAUUUAUAAUGUUCUCGACCCCACUGGGCAACAAGCUGCCGCAACUGCAGGUAGAAAGCACGACUGCUAAAUUUCAUGUGUUAUUUCCUGUUUGAUUUUUUCUGGAAGUCGAAGUAGCAAGCACAUGAAGGCAUAAAGAUCAAAAUCUUGCAUCAUUCAUGUCUAUAAAACAAACAUCCAAAACAGCCGCCUAUCAGCAGUACUACGCAGCUGCGGCUGCCGCCCCCCAGGCUCAGUACGCACAGUACUACGCCGCGGCCGCUGAUCCCAACGCAGCAGCUUACGCGCAGCAGUACGCUGCCCAGGCCGCGGCGCGGCCAGGACCCUACUAGACGCCGGGAUAAGCACAGCGGAGUCGUUGAAAAGCAUCGAUUGAGAACUGAACCGUGUUUCCGCAUGAUCAAGGAGCCGGAUUAUAUGAGAAAAAUCGCAAUAAAAAAAUCACACACAGUCAUCUUUAAAGUCUAUACUAUCGUUUCACUAGUUUGGUCUAGACUAUCUACAAAGUUUAUUACGUACUGAUGUAACCGCACAGAAGACAAUUUUAACUUGAAGGCGUAGCAGAGGAGGCGGAUGAGAUCGUUUAUACUGAAAGCAGGAUUGAUUAAGGUAACACCAGCAGUAGUAGACGAAGCUGCUGUUGUUAACGAUUAUGGAAGUAAGAAGAACGCCGGAUGCACAAGACACCUGCUCCCAAGAGCACCGAAGAAAGAAAAGGAUUUCAGACCUUUAACUACGCCUAGCGAGAGAUUGAAAUAGAAUAGAUCACGGUAAAAAGAAUAGCGCGCGCGCACCACCUUAAGAUUGAUUUAGAUUCACGAAAAUUAUCACAAGAUACGUAUAGCGAGUGGAGUCUUGGGAGAUUGAGGCGGUCUUUUGGGUCAUUGUGCCUCAAGAUCUGAAGCACCAUCCGCGCUGGUAGCGUAUCCAGGUAUUCAGACGAAAAAAUCGACAGGUAGGCGCUGGACUUGUGAUAUACUAUCGCUAGUACUAUGUAUCACCUGAUCAGCACUACUAGAUACAACUCCGGACGACGAGUUGUCACUUUAUGCGUUUUUUUUUUUGUGUCCGUUAUAAUUUUCUCCCGUCCUAGUGGCACCAGACAGAGAGAAAGUACAAGACGGUGAACGAAAAGAAUUUGCAGGAGCCACAAUUAUAUCAGCGACACCUACCAGGUUUUUCGAGCCACUAACAAAGGGCGAAAGUUAGUACCGAACUCAACAGUACACGUACAGAGUACGCAGCCGCGUACGGUACUAGUGACACACGUAUGUUUCAACGAAGAACUUCCCACUGACCACGCCAAUGCAGUUCACUGUUUCUGUUAUCUAAUGUAGCAGAAAUAUUGGGUCGUGAUUUUUUCUACGCAGAACAAUUAUAUCAGAACCCAUUUUGACAAAACGCAC
Amoebophrya sp. A120 is the source of this 5844-nucleotide messenger RNA. Lineage: Eukaryota; Dinophyceae; Syndiniales; Amoebophryaceae. The record is from the annotation of a GenBank genome assembly.